AUGGCUGGUCAGAACCCGGCCUACUCCGCGAUCCUCAACGAUCUUAACCGCGACGUGUCGAGGGAACAGCCCACGGACAUUAUCCAAUUCUGUGCCGACUGGUUCCAGGACAAGCUGCGUGAAGAGCGCUCCGGAUCUACCCAAGCCGCUUCUCCGUCGAGUCGCAAGGGGCCGCCUGGCAAACUUGGACCCUUUGGACGUCCCGACAUUGACUCGCACCCGGCUACGUUGUCUCCCUUCUCUGAGCACGGCCCGACAGACGGACCGUUCGGUGGACCCAGGCGAGCGACGAUCGCUGCAGGAGCGUUUGGCGGAUCGUCGUCCAUGUUCUCAUCUUUCUUUGGCGGCGGUGGCGACCGCUCCGUCCCUCCACCCGCCAACGACUCUUCUCCCUUCAGCGAGAACGCUCCCAGCGGACCCUUCGGCUCCAACUCUCCGUUCGGAACUGGCUCGCCGUUCGGCGCCAGCGCGCAGACGCCUUCUGCGCCUGUCGGCAUGCCUCCGCCUCCCCAGCCCGAGGAGGACGAGGACGACGAUAUUCACCGCGAUGACGAACCCGUCAUUCCGCAGUACGCCCUUGGGCGCCGGACGUCAGUGUCGGCCGAAUCGCUCGUGCCGGCCCACGCUCGCCCGUUCCAGCCUGGUGUUGACGCCUUCAUCCCCGAAGAGGAGGACGAGGCGCCGGCCAGCAUGCCCGUGAUUCCCAAGUCGCCGGAGCAGCUUGCGCGCAUCCGUGCCGCGAUCAAGCCCAACUUCCUCUUCCGUAACCUGGAUGAGGAGCAGGAGGCUGAUGUGCUUGCGGCCAUGAAGGAGGUCAAGGUCGGCCCCGGCGAGAUUGUCAUCGAGCAGGGCGCCGCCGGAGACUACUUCUACGUCGUCGAGAGCGGUGAGCUCGAGGUCUACGUCAAGCGCGACGGCGAGCCUGGAGACGGACCCCGCCCUGACCUCGGCAAGAAGGUUGCGCAGUACAAGGAGGGUGGCUCCGCUCCCCGUGCCGUCUCCAUCGUGUCCAUCACGCCGUGCACUCUGUGGGCUCUUGACCGUGUCUCGUUCCGCACGAUUCUGCUCGACCACACUUCGCGCAAGCGCCGCCUGUAUGAGUCGUUCUUGUCGACUGUUCCGAUCCUGUCCUCGCUCCAGCCCGCGGAGCGCGCAAAGAUUGCCGACGUGCUCGAGUCGCGGACGUUCAACGCCGGCGAGGAUGUGAUCCGGGAGGGCGAGGCCGGCGACGAGUUUUUCCUUAUCGAGGCAGGCUCCGCAACUGCGCUGAAGACGAUCGACGGCAAGCCCACAGCAGCCAAGGAUCUGCGCCAGGGCGACUACUUCGGUGAGCUUGCGCUCCUGAACCGCCAGACGCGUGCCGCGACCAUUCGUGCGGCCGAGAAGCUCGUCGUCGCCGCCCUCGGCGAGCAGGCAUUCACCCGUCUCCUCGGCCCUGUCAAGGAGAUCAUGGCCCGUUCCGCCGGCGAGCGGUACGGGUUCGCCGUCGGCCGCUAG
Molecule: messenger RNA, 1497 nt
Organism: Trichosporon asahii var. asahii CBS 2479
Lineage: Eukaryota; Fungi; Basidiomycota; Tremellomycetes; Trichosporonales; Trichosporonaceae
Product: cAMP-dependent protein kinase inhibitor
Exons: 3
Coding region: 1-1497 (498 amino acids)
Biological process (GO): regulation of protein phosphorylation
Cellular component (GO): cAMP-dependent protein kinase complex; nucleus
Molecular function (GO): cAMP-dependent protein kinase regulator activity
Source: RefSeq, a predicted model, not a curated record